This is a messenger RNA of Chenopodium quinoa (quinoa), 1173 nucleotides long. RefSeq names its product UPF0565 protein C2orf69 homolog. Bases 125 to 1084 code for a protein of 319 amino acids. Gene Ontology annotation, cellular component: mitochondrion. The record is from RefSeq and is a predicted model, not a curated record. The transcript is spliced from 4 exons. NCBI's taxonomy places the organism in Eukaryota, Viridiplantae, Streptophyta, Magnoliopsida, Caryophyllales, Amaranthaceae.
AGCCCAAUCAUUAAAGCAAUUGAUACCCAGAUUCUAGAUAAAACUAGGGAGAAAUAAAAAAGGUGUUCGAGAGAAAGCCUCUCUCAAGUCUCAACUCCCAAGUCAAGGACUCAAGCAGAUAUUCAUGGAUCGUUGGACUGGUAUCUUAAAGGUUCCUGUUUGCCCAAAGGGUACUGCAAUUUGUACAAUAGCAGCAUCUCUCUGUGUUUCACCUUCAAAAUCACUUCUUGUGCCUACAGCGAAUGUUAUCUUCUUUAAUGGAGAUCGAGUUGAAGGGACUAACAACCCAGUUAUUGAGAGGCUAUCUGAUAUACAAAAUAUAGCUGACAUUCUUGUGUCAAAACUUGGAGCUUCUAUUAAUGCAUGGGUUAUUGAGGCCCCUACAUUCAAUGGACCCUUUGCUAUAUACAAGGAAUUUAUUCAAUCUCUUAACCAACGGGGGGAGCCUCAAUCCUAUAGGCCUGAUGGAUUUCCAGCCUCCAUGUCUGUUAUUGCACUUUUGUCAAAUUUCCUAGAAGAGAGGGCCAAGGACAUCAGUUGCAAAGAACCCCAGCUCUUUGCAGAACAUGCAUCCUCAUGUCUUCCUAGAACCUUUGUUUUUGGUUUUAGCAAGGGCGGCGUAGUACUUAAUCAACUGAUUACGGAGCUUGGAUUUUCAGACAUAAAAGAUAUGAAGGACCCACAGCAGCUUACUAGCUUCAACAAAUUUGCAGGAAAACAGAUUGUACCAGUUUCUAGAGAGAGCUUAUUUGACAGCAUAACUGAAAUCCAUUAUGUUGAUGUUGGACUAAAUUCUUCUGGUGCUUAUCUCACUGAUGAUAACGUCAUUCAAAGAGUAGCGGAAAGGCUUACCGAGAGGGAUAAAACCAUGCGUUUUGUGCUUCACGGGACUCCGAGACAGUGGAGUGAUGUAAGGCGGCCUUGGAUACGGGAAGAAAAGGAUAAAUUUUGUCAAAUACUCAAAUCCGAAGGGCUUAAGAGCAAGGGAAAGCUAGAAGUUUACGAGAAAAACUAUUUUGCUGAAUCAUUUCCUAACUUGCAGAUGCAUUUUGAAAUAAUUGAAAAACUAAUUGUAAGUUGGUAAAAUGGAUAUUAUGUACGAAGUAUAUAUGCUGCAUUCAUGACUUCAUGUCAUGCUUUUGAAAGUUAUAUAUUACUACGUAUAAUUGUAUA